Molecule: messenger RNA, 420 nt
Organism: Eriocheir sinensis (Chinese mitten crab)
Lineage: Eukaryota; Metazoa; Arthropoda; Malacostraca; Decapoda; Varunidae
Exons: 4
Coding region: 10-420 (136 amino acids)
Source: RefSeq, a predicted model, not a curated record
GACAUCAGAAUGGACCCUGACGCGAACCAAACCACGUCCGCUCGCGGUUUACCAUCACUGUCCCCAGUUGACUCUUCGGCGCGUGAAGGUUCCUCAGUGUGCAGCAAUUAUUGUAUCACCGGUGAUGGCAAUGACAGUGUUGAGUUGACGCCAGUUCCAGAAAAAGUUAAGAGCACGCCCGAACAGCCCAUGGAGAAGCCGAGGCCCUCCGUGUUGCAGAUAAUGCUCGUACUCUUUGGGUCCCUUGGCCACUUUGCGAUGGGCCUGAGCGUGGCGUGGCCAAACGUCUUGGCCUCCAGCCUGGCCGUGGAAAACAGCACACUUGCCAGUGAAGUGGCAGGGAAUAUGGAAAAAAUGGAUUUAGUUGGCACCACACAGAGUAGAAACGGCCAUAGAGGCUUGGUUACUCAAGAGGAGUGA